AUGGCGAUGUCAGGGAGAGUUUAUAGUUGGUACUCCGCCCUUUUGGCGGCGAUGUGUAUGGUGCUCUACGGCUUUGACGCCUCCGUGUUCAAUUCCGUACAGGCAUCAGACAACUGGCUAGCCUACUUCGAUCUCGACAAGGACGAAGACACACAGCUGAUUGGCCUCAUCAACACGGCAUACACUAUUGGAGCUAUCGUAGCUGGUUUCUUCAUUGGCGGACCUCUGGCCGACUUCGCUGGACGCAGAGUUGGAAUGGGUGCUGGCUGCCUCGUCACCAUCAUCGCCGCGUUUAUGCAAGCUUUCGCGCCACGACAUAACCUUGGAGUCUUCAUCGCUGGGCGUGUCAUCAUUGGUCUUGGGCAGGGGAUGGCCUUGACGGCUGGUCCCGUGUACAUCAACGAGAUUACUCCGGCUGAGAUUAGAGGUGUUGUCAUGACGUUUUGGCAGCUGAACUUCAGCGUUGGAUCGUUCAUUGCUUACUGGAUCAAUUACGCGUGCUCUCUCCGCAGGGAGGAACUUGGAGACUGGGAUUGGCGAAUGGUCGUCCUCUUCCAGAUCCUUGUUCCGACUAUCGUUUGCACCCUUCUGUGGACGAUCCCUGAGUCACCCAGAUGGUACAUCCAGAAGAACAAGCCCGAGAAAGCACACAAGGCCAUCUGCUCUCUCCGAAACAGCCAAGAAGAAGCCGAGCAGGAGCUCCUCACCAUCAGAGAGGCUAUUGAGUAUGAGAAGGAGGCUAUCAGCACGAACUACACGGCCCUCUUCAAGGAUCCUUCCGUCCGAAAACGCCUGUUCUUGACUAUGAUCCUCAACGUUGGACAGCAACUCACCGGCCAAGGCACCCUCAACAACUAUUCUACCGCAAUCUACCGGAAGGUUUGGCCCGAUACCAGAACAAUCAACCUCAUCAACGCACUCAAUGGAACUUUCGGUAUCCUAUUCACACUCAAUGCGAUGUGGACUGCAGAUCGGUACGGCCGCCGAUGGCUGUUCAUGGUUGGUGCAGUCGGUAUGGGUCUGUGUAUGCUCCUGGUCCCAGUUGUCAGCUUGGCUACCCCGGAACUUGAGGGAGGUGUAAAGUCGCAAUCAGUCGGCAUUGCGAUCGUAUUCCUCCUCUUCUUGUUUGCAUUUUUCUACAAGCCCAGUUGGGGUGCAACUGUCUGGAUCUACACCGCCGAGGUCUUCUCCAUGAACAUCAGAGCUCAAGCUGUCGGAAUGUGCUCUCAAUCCCAGAACGUCGCCAACACAAUUUUCCAACAAUUCUUUCCCACAUUUCUGAAGAACACCGGACUCAAAUGUCUCUUCUUUUUCAUGGCGGUUAACUUCUUGCUGGUCGCAUACGUCUGGUUCUUCAUCCCUGAAACCAAGAAGGUCCCCCUGGAAGAGAUCGACGUUCUUUUCGGUGGCGCCAACCAUGUUGAGAAGGGUAGCCAGCUGGUCAGCCUCGGUCCCGAGACAACAACCAAGGAUGCUGCUAUUGGAGAACAGACUUUAGGGAAGAAGCAGGACGGUGAAACCCGGCAAGUCUACUCAUUACCAUCACUUUUCGACGUCUACAAGUCUACAUCUGGGGGGCAAAUUGCCCGGGAAUCCGAGGAUGACCGCCGCGCAUCAGAUCAUUCGGCGUCUGUCCCGAUCGCUCUCAGUCAGCACGGAAUCGGGCGACCUUUCGAGGAUAAAGAAAAGUCUAGGCUGUUUAUGCACUAUAUAAAUGACCUUUCCAUGUGGGUCGAUGUUUGCGACGUCAAAAGACAUUUCGGUACAGAAGUCCCCAAGAGAGCUUGCCAUUCGCCCUUGUUGGCCUACUCGAUCAUUGCCCUUGCAUCUCGAAGUCUCUGCUCCAUAGCAGGAACAGACGACUCAAAACCAUCGACGUACUACAGCCAUGCCCUUCAGUAUCUUAUCCCAAUUUUGGACAGCUCAUUUGAAGCAUUGAACGAAGAAGUGCUAGCCGCGAUUGUCAUCCUCAGGCAGUACGAAGAGAUGACCGAUUCUGACUUCGGUGUCCACCUUUCUGGCAGCUCAAAACUGUUGAACUCCAUGUUCAGCCUAGCAAGCAAAGGAGGCUUGGGAGAGGCAGCAAGUUGGAUCGUCCUUCGACAAGAUUACUGGGUGGCGCUUGUCAAGUCACAGCCCAUGAGCAUCAAUUUGGACAGCUACAAAGGCUCAAGCUCAUUUGUCCGAACUGAACCGGAAUGCUUGGCCAAUCGUGCAGUAUUUCUAUGCGCACAAGCCAUCGCGUACGCCUUUCAACCAGCGGCAAUCAGGGACCUCGAUAGGUGGAAUAAGCUCAAUCAGGAGCUGGGGAACUGGUUGAUCUCUAAUCCAUGGCACGCGGAUCCUCUCUGGGUUGAACCGCCGCAUACUAACAGCGCCAACGGCUCCGCGUUCCCCACAAUCUGGAUGACGCAUCCCGCUCACGUGGUUGGAUAUCAACACUACAGCUUGGCACGGAUGGUCCUGCACAUCUUCAAUCCUUACUUGAGUAAGCCGAGUCUUGACACUUUCAAGAAGAGAAGGGAGUCGGAGAAAGCUGUUCUCGACAACUUUCGAGUGCUGCUGGGGCUCGCUAUGAGCAAUCCUUCUGUUGUCAACGCAGGGUUCACUGCAUCGCAUACCUUGAGGGCCUGUGGUGUCUAUCUCACUGACCCCAAAGAACAGCAGGAAAGCCUGGAGUUCCUGAGGAAGACUCAUCUAAGAACCGGGUGGUUGACGAAGGAUCUCAUCGAGCAAUUGACAGUCCAGUGGUCUCAGGAUGGUAGUAGCAGUGCCUUUGGUCAUCUUUUCUCGGAAAAGACGUGA
Colletotrichum siamense is the source of this 2805-nucleotide messenger RNA. RefSeq names its product Quinate permease (gene qutD-15). The record is from RefSeq and is a predicted model, not a curated record. Lineage: Eukaryota; Fungi; Ascomycota; Sordariomycetes; Glomerellales; Glomerellaceae. Gene Ontology annotation, biological process: carbohydrate transport; transmembrane transport. Bases 1 to 2805 code for a protein of 934 amino acids. Gene Ontology annotation, cellular component: membrane. Gene Ontology annotation, molecular function: carbohydrate:proton symporter activity. The transcript has 15 exons.